AGGCUUGAAUAAUGUGUCUUCCCAAAGAGAAGAGCAUUGAACCUUCUAGUCCUCUCCUUCUGUUCCUCUCCUUCUCCCUUCACAUAUUAAUUCUUUGCAUGUAGAUGCUUCGAUCGAAGAUAGGGAGAAGCAGACGUGGUUGACUGUGGUCAUCGGCUUCGAAUCCUUCCAAAAUGUUGUUAGCCUUCAGUGAGCAGACAAAAGGUCAAAAAUUUCCAGCUAAUUCAUCUGAUCAGGAAACUCUUGAGAUGGUUAUGGACAGGGCAAUGCUUGAACUUGAUCAGAUUCUUUGGGCAAAUGAAAUAAACUUUGCGAUUCUAGCUGCUUUGCCUGGAUUCUUUCUAUCUCUUAUUUUGAUCAUGUCAGUCUACGCAUGGUUAAAACAGGAUACAAGAGCAGAAGGCAGGGGCAGAGUUGCUCGUAUCCAGAGGAGGCUACUUAUUGUGGAGGUUGAGAAAACGAUUAUGAAGUACCUAACCUAUCUUGACCAGCAGCGUCUAAGAAGCUUAGUCUGUUCUUAAAUCUUUUGAUUAAAAUAUAUCCCAUGCCACUUGCCUUCGACAACCUCCAUUUCACCAUGUCAAUCGGCCAUGUUGGUUACUUAACACUCUUUUUUUACAUUAUCUUUAGGUGUCUGCCAAAAUACAAACUGUCUGUUAAUCAAAGAGUGAUACUUUC
Rubroshorea leprosula is the source of this 678-nucleotide messenger RNA. The record is from the annotation of a GenBank genome assembly. Lineage: Eukaryota; Viridiplantae; Streptophyta; Magnoliopsida; Malvales; Dipterocarpaceae.